Phodopus roborovskii (desert hamster) is the source of this 4719-nucleotide messenger RNA. It is a transcript of the gene Sc5d, whose product is annotated as sterol-C5-desaturase. Bases 238 to 1137 code for a protein of 299 amino acids. NCBI's taxonomy places the organism in Eukaryota, Metazoa, Chordata, Mammalia, Rodentia, Cricetidae. The transcript has 6 exons. Gene Ontology annotation, molecular function: oxidoreductase activity; iron ion binding. The record is from RefSeq and is a predicted model, not a curated record.
GAUCCGCCGUCACAUCAGCUUAUGGCGCAGGCUGCUGAUUGGCGGGCUGCCUGCAGGUGGGCGGGGUUCUGCUGAGCGGGCGGUGUCUCCGGCUCUCCAGCUCCUGCCCCCGCUGGUGUAGCGGCGGCCGCAGACUGAACGGCUCCGGCCCUGCAGGUUCAGCACUCGGACUCAUCCGAUGACAGGUUCUGACUGACGUACACCUGUUGUUUCUUGGGUUACAUACCAGGGGCUGCGAUGGACCUGGUUCUCAACAUUGCCGAUCACUACUUCUUUACUCCAUAUGUAUACCCAGCCACGUGGCCAGAGGACAACAUCAUCCGACAAACUAUUAGUCUCCUAAUUGUCACAAACCUGGGUGCUUAUAUCCUCUACUUCUUCUGUGCAACCCUGAGCUAUUAUUUUGUCUAUGAUCAUUCAUUAAUGAAACAUCCACAGUUUUUAAAGAAUCAAGUCUCUCGAGAGAUCAUGUUCACGGUCAAGUCUUUGCCUUGGAUAAGUAUCCCCACCAUUUCAUUGUUCCUGCUGGAGUUGAGAGGUUACAGCAAGCUCUAUGAUGACAUAGGAGACUUCCCAAGUGGCUGGAUUCAUCUCAUUGUUAGCGUGGUAUCAUUCCUGUUUUUCACAGACAUGCUGAUCUACUGGAUUCACAGGGGCCUGCAUCACAGACUGUUCUACAAGCGCAUACAUAAACCUCAUCAUAUCUGGAAGAUCCCCACUCCAUUUGCAAGUCAUGCUUUUCACCCUGUGGACGGCUUCCUCCAGAGUCUCCCUUACCAUAUAUACCCCUUUGUCUUUCCACUACACAAGGUGGUCUACUUAGGUUUAUAUGUCUUGGUUAAUGUCUGGACAAUUUCCAUUCACGAUGGUGAUUUUCGUGUCCCCCAGAUGUUAAGGCCAUAUAUUAACGGGUCAGCUCAUCACACAGACCACCACUUGUUUUUUGACUAUAACUAUGGACAGUAUUUCACAUUGUGGGAUAGAAUUGGAGGCUCUUUUAAAAAUCCUUCCUCCUUUGAAGGGAAAGGACCACUUACUUAUGUGAGGAAGAUGGCAGAAGGAGAAUUCAACAGCCUAGCAGAAAAUGGCUGUAAAAGUGAAAAAUUGGGCAAUGGAGAGUUUACAAAGACUAAGUAGGUUAUUGUUCAGUUAUUAAAUACUUUAAAUAAGGAAAUAAUCUACACAAAGCCAAGAUACAUAGCAACUAAGUGGUGUCAUUUGAACGUCAGCAUUGUGUGUCAUGCUGAGGAGUAGUCCUGAGGAUAAACUGAGGGAAGAUGCUGGGAGCACCAAGAUUGUAAUCUCAUGGCUAAUGUGUCAGACAUUGGUCCAGGGACAACUUGUAUCUUUGCAGCCAGCAGAUCUGCAGCCUGUACAGCCCCAACAACUUUAAAUAAGAUAGAAGAUAAGCUAUGGAAGAAGCUGGUCUGUGUCCUUUUGCCUUAAUUCACUCAUAUUCAUUAAGGGGGAAAAAUCCAUUGUGCUUAACAAUACUGAGACUAGCCAAGAAAUACUAAUAUGAAGAUGGCUUCUGUUCAGGAGUGGCUGGCCUGCAGUGGUACUGGAGGACUUACAGGACUUUGUUCAAAUAGGAACAUCAGCCUGAACAAUCUAAUACAUGAGUGGCUAUGUAUGUGAUUUACAUAUGGCUGGUUAAUAAGACUAUAUUAUCUUCUUACACAUAAGGCGCCUUACUCUUGGGGGCAUUGUCAGAUUUUAAUAAUGAAUAAAUAAAUGGUAAUUUUUUAAAUGUCAGCUCUUCCAUAUUCAAUCCAGAUAUGAGAUUGUUUAACUAAAGAUCUUGAUACGUGUCAUUUAAAACUACUGUUUAAUAAAUAAGCCUACAGACACGAACCUGGAUAAUGCUAAAUGUAAACUUGGGGCACCUAGGUGGCACAUCUCUGUUUAAUAAAGUGGAUGCACUGUACUUAUGUAUUUCCAGGUUAUAAAGCUGACUUUUUAAAUGAAGGGAAUAAUUGCCAAAUACUUAAGUCUACCUGAGAUACACUUUGAAACCUCAUCCUUCAUUUCUUCUCUCUCUUCCCACUGCCUCUGAAAAAAAUAAAUAAAUAAAAUUCACAAACACCCCCAUGAAGAAGAGUGGGUGUUGUAAGAUAAUUGUAUUGGUGUAAAGAUAUUCUAUUGGCUAUUUAUGCAAAAACCAAUAAAAUUUAAUCACGACUGCUAUUAACAUCUUAAAUGUUAUAGCACAAACUUUCCUUUGUUUAAAUUAGUGUCACUGAAGACAUGGAGGUGAUGUGGGUUGUAAAACCUGAGAGCAUCCCUGAUAUCCAGGGUCAGAUUGAUAGAUGUGAGUGUUGCUAUCAGGAUCUGUCACUCAGCAAAUCCUUUUCCAUUUGCUAGUUGAUAUUAUCAAGUGCUCUGAGGGAGUAGAAGUGGGAAGGGGCUCUGUGUAAGGAUCUAGACUUCCUUUUUCCUGGAAGUAUACCCACCAGGCCCAGGGUUCUGAAUCCAUAGACAUUACUAAGAUAAGGACUAAUUGGCAUGUUGGAUGAAUCCAAUAUCCAGCUCAUAGCAGUGUAAUGUGGAUACAAAAGGAUAAUAUAUCAAGAAAGGACAAACCCCUCAAGUGGGAUAUCUCUGUCACCCAUUCUCCCCAAGGCUCUGGGAACAUCAAGGAAGAAGACAAGGCCAGGGAAGAAUGCUGUAAGGCUGGACAUGAGGGGCCAUUGUGCAACUGUGUCCGUCUGCACGCCAUCCAACCAGUGAACAUUCAGCAUGGAUGGGGUGGAGGGGCUCAUAAGUUCCCAGCUCUGACUGUGGGGCUAUUGACAGUCGAUGGCUGCUAGGAAGGGAGACUCAGCUUGCAGCAGUGCAAUCUCUAAGUUGCUUUUGUGCCAAUGGGUGGCCCUGUACCUCUGAGGCUAGUGGCAGCUCUGGUUGGACUGUGGCUUAUACAGAAGAAGGAAAGAGGAUAUGAAAUUGGGAGAUGGAAGGGGGAUGUCUGGGAGAAGUAGGGGGUGGGAAAUGUAAGAGUGGAUAUGAUCAAAAUGCAUUGUGUAUGUAUAUGAAAUAAAGAUUAGCUAAAUAAAAUUUCAGAGCCGAACCUCGGGCGUUGCUGCUGGGAGCCUUGGAGUUGGGAAGAGUGAGUCACACACAGCAGGUGCCCUUUGCAGUUUGCUUUCCCCAUUGCAUAAGGGAUGAGCCAGUGCUCCCAGUAGGGUCAAGGGCAGAGGAUGGUGGCUUCUGCUUCCUGACUGCAGUGAUGAUCAUUGUUGGUUUUCUGUCCUCAUCGGGUAGGAUGGUGGAGGAGGCCACUUUCCCCUUCACAUUGGAGUGUGAAAAGCGUCUAGAUGAGUUACAGGAGUGUGUGAAUAAAAUCAAAAGCAAGGUGUUGCUCAUUGUGAAUUCUCUUUAAUGAGCUAAUAGCUAGUGUUUUGUUGCUGUAGCAUUCUUUUUUCAAAACAUGUCAUAAGGCAGUCUACAGUAAAAUGUAAAGGAAAAUAGAAUCCUGCCCCCACCCCCAAUAGAAUAAACUUCUCAAGGGCAGGAAGUGUAUGAUCCAGUGUUAAUGUUGUUACCAUCAGGGCAGGGUUUGGUAUCAAAAGAAAAUAUUCAUAAAAACUUGUUUUAAUGAAUAAUUUGCGAUGAUAGCGUUAAAAAUAAUUGUCUGGGAAGCAGGAUGUAGCCUAACGGUAGAGUGCAUGCUUGGCAUGGAUGAGGCCCUGAGCUUCAUUCUUAGCCUAGCAAAAAUGUUUUCUUCCUAAAUCUCUAUAAAGUCGAGUUGAAGAUUUUUAUUCUAAGUGCAGUAGACUUUUAACAGUCUAUUGCAGUCUUUAACUGCUUUCUUUAACAGUGAGCGCCUAAGUUGAGCAUAUCAAAUUCUCCUGAACAUGUAACCAUUUGUCUUUUUAUAAUGAGAUUUUCUUAAAUUUGGUAAGAGAGUUAUUAACAUGUUGAUUCAGUCCCCUGGUCAGACUUGUGUUUGGGUACCUGGGCAGAGUCCCAUCACUCAGAUGUCACCACGGAACAGUGGUUACAGAAGUUAGUCAUUUGACUUGAAGCCAUCUGUGCCCUCUUGUGGAGCCAGCUUACAUUAUAGGUUUUUGUUAAUCUCCAUUAUUUAUGUCUAUUUCUUUUAAUGUUGUGAUUUCAUUCGGCCAUUCAUUUCGUGAAAAGUUGACCCCCUAACAUGCUACUGAAGAAACCAAUGGAAAAUUAGUGUAUAUCCAACUAAGAAGGCAGGCUCUGUGCCCGUGGUUCCUGUCUGCUGCCCCAGCGGUAUGCUGCUUGCUUUCCUGCAGUUCCAUGCACCUGUAAUUGUACAGUUCAGCCUUGACAUUUAUAUACCAAUGCCACCACCCCUAGGCAAGACAGAACAUGUCCUUCACCAGGGCAUGAAUUGUCUCCCUCUGCAGUUCCCCCUGCCUCCCUCCCCCGCAACCCCAGCCUCAGAUAUCACUGAUAUCUGGGAAUAAAUUUUGUCUGUUCUAGAAUUUCAUGUAAAUUAAAUCAAAUGAGAUAUAUGAGAUAUACUCAUGUGUUGAGCUUUUUUUUAAAGCUUAACAUGUUUUUACACAUGUUCUGUUGUAUUUAUCAAUAGUUCAUUCCUUUUAAUUAUGAGUACUAUCCCUAUAAUGAUUUUAUACUAAAUAAUAUACUACUAUUGGCUACUCUGUGUAUCUGUUGGUGGCUAUUUGGGUUAUUUACAAUGUGGAAAUAUUUUGAAUAAAGCUACUACAGACAUUUGUGAAUAGA